Molecule: messenger RNA, 402 nt
Organism: Rodentolepis nana
Lineage: Eukaryota; Metazoa; Platyhelminthes; Cestoda; Cyclophyllidea; Hymenolepididae
Source: the annotation of a GenBank genome assembly
AUGGAGGAGCCAAGGAUCACCAUGACAACGAAAAAUGUCUAUAAAUGUCUAUUAGAAGGUGAUCGUUUCGAGAUAGAUGUCACUGGUACUACCAAUGAAGACUUGGGGGCGCUUUUAACAGCCAUUGAUAAAGCUGCUUUGUAUUCGCGAGUCAAGCAGUACAAUCUUAAUGAACAAAUAUCGUCCGAGUUGAUUCAGGGCACAAUAUCAAAGUGUCCUGUGACUCUCUGUGCUUGCCAUCGUGAACGGUUUAAGCGUUACGGCUUCUAUGGAGACCAAAUAGAGAGAAUACAAGUUCCUGAAGGAACUGAAUUUAUCCAUACGACUCCUAGAAGAUCUUCUACCGAUGAAUAUGAAACCGAGGAAGAUGGUGUUAUUAUUAGACUUCCUCCUAAUGCAUAA